ACUGCUGCUUUUAGUCUCCUUCCGUCAGCAAUGUAAACACACAGCGGUUCCCAAUCUCAGUUUAGCCGCACACCACAAACAAUGAGACCAAACAAACAUACCCUUUGGAAUUAAUGCCUGAACCUCAUGUCCAAAAAGGAGAGACUCAAUUAGUCUUAUUGCUGCUGUUUAAGGUCAAAUGCUUCCAAUUAUCCACACAAACCUGUGAUUACAAGCCUUGUUUGCCUGCGCCUUGAGUGAAUCAUGGGAUCAUCCUGUCGCUGUGAUUCAUAUCAUGCCAGACUUACAUGACAUGUCUAUAAAAAGCAGAGGGACUCUCCUCUGAGCUGUAGUGGGAGGGCCCCAUCCAACCAGCUAAACAAGAGCUUUUCACUUCUGCUUCUGUGAGGAAGUAAAGGAGGCACAUGACCUGGGCCAGCUGAUCCUGACAUGGGACAGACCACGCACUUGGCUGGAAUAAAACAGCACAGAUGACAGCGUCCUCCUGGAGCCUGGAAACUCCCAGAUGGCUCUAACACAAGGACAGCACCAGACUGCCAAAAAGGAGAGGAUCAAUAAGGAAACCGGAGAGCUGAGUGCUUCAGGGGAGUUAUCUGUCUCUGUGGAGUUAAAGCUGGACAAAGUGGAGGGCUCCUGUAGGAACCCCAAACUCCCACAAGAGCUCAGAGAACAACUGCAGGAGCUGGGGAUUUACACGUGCGAGGGGUCCGACCAGAGGACGGACCAUGUUCCUUUAGAGCUGAGAGAGGAGCAUCUAAUCAAGACCCUCCCUCUUUAUAUUCAGGUCUGUGAGGAGGGAGCAAGACUUGAUGGUUUGAACAUAAAGGGGCUCGCAGCUCUGACUGCUGACACUGUCAUCCACAACAUCCACAGCAGUCUAGCAGAGAGACCUGCAGAGGGCGCUCGGGGCGAGGUGGUGCAGUUCUUCCACAGGCGGGAAACAGACUGUGAUGUGAAAGACAAUCAGGGUUGGCUGCUGUUAAAGUCUCUGCUGCUGCUGACAGCUGACAGCUCAGAUAUACUGUCCUGUAUAAACCCGGGACUCCCUGCUGCUUUGGUGAAAUGUUUGUACCUGCUGGUGUGUCUCCCGUCUAUAAAGGAGAACCUCACAGCAGAAGAAACCUUCCAGGAGCCUCUGACACAGGUUCUCAUCCAGCUCUGCAGGCUGCCAGUUAACGUCGAGAGGCUCGUGGAAACUCAGGAGCUGCAAUGUCUGAUCAUCGGCCUCACUUCGCUAUGGGACCAGACCAGCCCAGCCUGGAGACAUCAGGCCUCCCGUGUCCUCAAGGCGGUCUCUGCUGUGGCAACAAGCAACACUGUCCCAAGCUUGAUAGGGAAGAAUUGUGUUCGUAUCUGCAUCCAGAAUCUGUUACACAUCAGUCCUGAUGUCUCAGGGCCUCUGCUCGCUGAGGUCGCUGUGGCGGUGUUCAGCUUCAUCAGAGACACCUACGCCCUCAGUCCAGCUCUCUUUACAGAGUUUGACACCAACAAUGGAUACAAGGCACUUGAAAACAUCCUGAUAAGGUGUGAGGAAGGUGUCUCUGUGGAUCAGUUCCAACCUGUAGAGGAGUUGCUGGCCCUCAUAGCUUCUUUCACCUUCUUUGGGAGAACUGAGCUGAGAGUCGCUCUCUGCGUCACCAACCCUCAGCCUCCAGGCUUUAAGUUUGACCCGCCGAUCACCAAAGGUUUGUCCAUAAAAAACCUCCAAGCCUUCCACCUGCUGCAGUCCUCCUUGAUGCGUUGUCAGGAUUCACUGUUAUGCUGCCAGCUUCUCCGAACUGUGCAGACAAUAUGGGAGAGGGACCCCGCCAAUUUCUUCCUCUUGGAGUGGACGGUCCAGUCGAUGUCUCAGCUGGCCGCCUGUGUGUGGCGUAAACCAGCACCCGUCCAGAAACUGUUCUUUUCACUCCUAGAGAUGGUGGUGUUUAAGCUAAACUACAUCCCCCAUGAGACUUUGCGGGGCCUGCUGGGUGUGCUGAAGCAGAGCUGGGCUGGGACACUUGGCGGAGGAGUAGAGGGGAUUGAGUUUGGAGUUGCAGCUCUCAAGUGUUUUCACCGGUUGACCGUUCACAGUGGUAUGCUAGCUGAGGUGUUAAGUGACCGGGGUCUGCUGGAACUGCUUCUCGGGGAACUCAGGAGGAGGGCCAAAAUCAUCAGGAAGGCUGGAGUUGUUUGCCCACCACAAAUAAAUCCUCAGCGCCUGCUUUCCAUUGAGGAUGGUGAAAAACAGCUUACAGCCUGUAUGCUUCAAGUUGUGUCAACCCUUACUCUGCGCUCAAUCAAAAACACAGUUUCAGUUCGAGACCUCGGUAUGGUCCCCUACAUAAAGAUCUUCCUGGAUGAAGAUCAGUAUCGAGGCCCAGCUCUGAACAUUUUGGAGCAGCUCGCUGAGAUUAACCCCGAGGAGUUCAUGAGCACGGCCAUCGGAGCGCUCUGCUCCUCCACACAGCAGGAGCUUGGGUUGAAGAGGGACCUCUUGCAGUCCGUGCUGAAGGUGCUAGAGAGCCCAAACAGCUGGGACGCCUUCAGGAGAGCAGGAGGCUUCACUGGACUUCUGUCUCUGGUGAUCGACAUGGAGGGAGCUUUGUCUGACUCUCCCCAGGGUGAAGUGUGGAGGUCCCUGGGGCGUCAACCGCUGCUGGAUCUCCUCCUCCUCACUCUCCACAUUCUGGCCUUGGCUGUGCAUCUUCACUCAGUAAACGCACAUCACUUUGAGACUGGGGGCUUUUAUGAAAGACUGGCAGAGGCUCUACUCCAGCUGGGCUGCUUCCACACUGAAGGCCUCGAGAAAGAGAAGUUUGAGGAAGAGGGGAAAGCUGCAGAAGAAAACCAGUCUCCUGUUAAGAGCUUCUAUGCGUUUGUGGAGUUAGCAGAGACCCCUGAAGCCUCCUGCCCUCCCUCCAUGACACCUCAGCCCAAACUGCCUCUCACCCUUUGCACAUGUAUAAGACUGCUUUCCUAUCUGGACCAGUUUGCCACAGGGACCUACUCUCCUCGGGGGUUACACUUGGGACUACAAACUAUGGAUGGAGAUAAAGAUGGACUAAAUGGAUCAGCAGGGCAUGAAGGAGUGCAUGCAGGGUCUCCUCCUGUCCACUUAGGAUCAGGGCCGCAGUCUGUGGAGGACACACAGGGAAGAUCCAGGACCACAGGAGCCAGUGUUUCCACAGUUUGCACAGAGUCACAGUACAGGUUUACCUGUGAUCAUACUAUUCUUCAUCCAGGAGCGAUCAGAGUUAUAAUGACUCUCCUUCCAUCUGUCUUUACACCUGAGGACCCACAGAUUUCUAUGGAGGUCCAGUUCUCCCUGGCACACCACAUCCAGGACAUGAUCAAAUCUGAGGGGAACCGCCAGAUAAUGUGUGAAGGGGCGCUGGUCUCCACACUCCUGACCCACUAUCAGAGCAUGUUACUGAAUCCAAACCACCCGUUACAUCUACCUGUUACACGUGUCUUUGAGAAGCUCUCAUCCCAGGCCAUCACGCAAUCAGACUUCAGAAAGUUCCUGUGUUUAGGGGACCCACUCUUGAGCUCUGCAGACAAAACUGCCAUGAAGUUGCAACAAGAAUGUCACUCAUCAGUCAAAUCAAAUGGUCACAGUUCAGAGACAGAUUCGUCUUCAGGAUCUUCAGUAAAGACACUGAGGCGGGCUUUCAGCUUGAUACGAUCUGCAAAUCGCAGUGAGUCUUAUGCCAUCCCUGCUCACCAGAUCAUCAGCCUGGUGUCGAUGACAUCACCACGCACUUUCAGACCCCAUCGAGUCUCCUCCUCACCUGCCUUCGUAGAGUUUGACAUGAGUGAGAGUGGAUAUGGCUGCCUCAUCCUGCCCUCUCUGGCCACAGUGAAAGGAGUGACAGCUGAUUCAAUCCCAACAGGUGGAAUUGGAGGAGACUGCAGAGGUUUCCCUCCUGCAGCUGGUCUCUCGUUUUCCUGCUGGUUCCAGAUAAACAGGUUCAGCUCAGCCUGCGACUCGCAUCCAAUCCGCCUGUUGUCGGUGGUCCGCCACAUGUCCCGGACAGAACAGCAGUAUGUGUGUCUGUCUAUCUCCUUCUCGGCGUAUGAUGGCUGUCUGGUCAUUUCCACUGAGGAAGAGACCUUCACAUACCUUGAUAUGAUGGAACCAGAAGUUGGCACCCCCACGUCUCUGCCUACAUCUCUGAGGAUACGCUGCUCUAGCAUGCUGGUCCCAGGUCAGUGGCACCAUCUGACUGUGGUCAUGGCUAAGGAGGUCAAGAAGAACUGUCUGGUUUCAGCCUACUUCAACGGCAAAGCAAUAGGAACAGGAAAGAUGAGGUACAUCCAGCCGUUCCCUGGUCAGUACGCCUCCAUGGACCCCACAGCAGUGAUUGAUGUGUACGGACUGAUAGGCACGCCGGCUCUCUGGAAGGAGCAUGCUGCUUUGGUGUGGAGAGUGGGUCCUUCUUACCUGCUUGAAGAGGCUCUGAGUGCUGACUCUGUGCAAGUCAUUUACACACAAGGCACCGCCUACCUGGGCAACUUCCUGGGUCUGCGCAACCCAGGUGAUGAUCCAGAUGCUGAGUCUGUCCCUCUCAGGCUGGUUCCUGAGGAGAGAAUCUCAUUUGGCAUCAACCCAGCGAUCUCCACACUAACAACUGUUGCACAGAUCAGAGAUGAUUACAAUGAAGUGGACUGCAGGCUGAUUGCUAAAGAGAUGGGGAUAACAUCUCGUGAUCAGACCACGCCUGUGUUCCUCACUCGAAACAUCAGCCAGCACCUCAGUGGUACAGCUCGCACCAUAGGAGCAGCUCUGGUCGGACAUUUUGGUGUGCGUACAUUCACACCCAGCAGUGCAUCCAAUGGUUUCCUGUAUGUUGGUGGCCCUGCAGUUAUUCUCAGUCUGGUUGCAAUGGCACCAAAUGAUAGCUCUCUGUAUGCAGCUGUGAAAGUUCUUCUCUCCGUGCUGGAGACCAACUCAGCCAUGCAGCAAGAAAUGAAGCGCAUCAAGGGAUACAAGCUGCUAGCGUUCCUGCUGAAGAUGAAGAGAAGUCUGGUCAGCCACAGGACCUUCCAGUUGGUUCUGUAUCUGUCCAGCUCAGGGGAGUUGAGCUCUGGGUCAGGUGGUCUGCAUAACACACCUGCUUUCAAGGCUCUGCUGUGUGACCUGGAGGUGUGGCAGAAGACCUCAGAUAAUCUGGACAUUUCUGUUCUGAACCACUUUGCUGAAAUCCUGAACUCCUCAAGUGACGGCAUGAAUGCAGCGGUCCUCCACAGUGGCGGUGUGUUCUCAAAGCUGCUGUUAAAGCUCUCUGAUCCUGCGGUGACCGUUCAGAAGGUCAAGAUAAUUUCUUGUGUCAUCGCAUCCUUGCUGAAAGCUCCCUGCACCCCUCUGGAUGUAAAAAGGCUCGGACUCUUCCUUGUUUACACACUCCCUCCACCUUUCGGCAACACAAAUGAAGGCAACCAGAUAUCUGAAAGCGAUUUUUCCCACAGUAUGCCAGCUCAAAUUUCUGAUCCAGCCAGCCUCAUCUGGACUCGCAACCAGCUGUUACUCAUCCUUUGUGAAAUCCUCGACUCAGACAGCAAAGAACUACAGGAGGUUUUAUUUGACACUCUGGGCAGUGACUGGUUCCUACUCUUCCUUCAGCCGCACCUCCACUCUUCCACCUUGAAACUAGGUCUCAUCCUGCUCACACAUUUUCUGUGGAGUCGCAGCCAACAGAGCAGCUUCAGAGAGGGGAUACUCCCAGCAACGCUCAUAGACGGCAUGGAGGAACCCCUAACUGUCAUGGACAACCUGCGAGUCCAUUCCUGGUCUCAUGAAUGCUCGAGCACCUCGUGUCCCGGCUUUGAGGUUCUUCAGGGGCUGCUGAUCGGACACGCUCUCCUUCCUCAGGUGUAUGAAGCCCUGGCUGCUCUGCUGCUGGAGAGGAAGGCCAGUCACACUGCGGAGGCAAACGUGCCUUUGGAUGACGCUCUUCAGUCAUUGAUCGACAGCCAAGCAGACACUCCGGCUCAGCAGCUCUGUGUCGAAGCUGCGAUGAUUGUGCUUGAGUUAGUCAAAGUAAUCAUCACUCAGCCUGUUCCUACUACAAACACUGAUGCAUCAUGGGAGUUGCAGCUUCCAGCAAGUGUGAUGCAGUUCCUUUGCCUCCUUCACAAUCUUCGGCCCAGAGACCCGCUAUGGGCAUCACCAGAGUUCCUUCACACACUUGCAGGAGUUGUGUUUCCUGUGGACGGCUCAGAGGAUGAGUCUGAGUCUCUUGAAGUGUGUGAAGGUGACGACGCUGUCAACAUUCAUCCAAACAGGAAGCCGGUGUGCGACUUCAUCCGUAUUCUGCUCAUGGACGGUCUUCUUAAUGUGCCCGCUAACAGCAACACACAUCCUCUGCUUGUGCUGCUGGAGUUUUGCCCUGAUGGUGCAUCGCUGCUACAGAGGCAGAGUUUCCAGACUGAGCUGCUGGAAUUCAUCAUGGAUAUCAUCCACAUGCUCAGCUAUGAGGACGAAAACAACACUCACCUCAGCUCACAAGACAGCAAGAGUCAGACUCCUGAGGGACAGACGGGCACACUGAUGGAGAACGUGGUCCUCUUCAGUAAAACUUUGCUGCAGAAACUUUACAGUGGAACGUUUGUGGGAGACCCUGAGAGUUUGCUCAACUUCCUCGCAGAUCAGAUUGUGAUGGCUCUGGAAAAAGGCCAAAGUCAGAAAGAGAGGACUGUGUCAGCGCUCUACUCCUGCACCAACAAAGUCCUGCUGUACUUCUUGUCUCAACCACGAAAAUCCCAAGAAGAAAAGGAAGUGGUCAUCAGGGCAUUUAAGACCUUCAUGGAGCGUUGGGAUGUUGUUAUGGCAACCUACAACUCCAAUGUGAACUUCAUCAUGUGUCUUCUUCGUUGUCUGUUACUGAUUCGGUCUGGCAGCUACCCUGAAGGUUUUGGAUUUGUGGCACAAAAAGUGCACAACAGGAAAACUUCCACUCACCUGUUUGAUACCAAAACCAGACUUUCUGCACGCCUCAGCAAAGGAGCAGACGUUACCACAGAUGACAGAGAGCUUGUGUCCUUAGCCGAGGUUUGCUGGUCAAAGGUCAUGAUCGAGAGGCAACACACACUCGAGGAAACUUGCAAGAUAGAGAUCUCAGCGAGCCCCACAGCGCAGACAGGGCCUGUCAGCAUGACUGACGUCAGCCCUCUGUGGGAGGAGACGGCACACAAAGCCUGGCUGCUGCACACAGAGUCUCAGAAGAAGAAGUUGUCCAGCGGCUCUCAGACAAAGUUCGACGUGAUCAGCAGCGCAGUUCGCUCAGCUUUGGUUAAACCAGGCAAACCCUCAGUAACCGCAGAGGAGUUUCUGUCCUAUAUGGAGUCACAUCGACAGAGAGGCCACAACAUGUUUGAGGCUAUGAGGACAAACCACUUACAGUUACAAACCAGUGAGUGGGAGCGUGUGAGCUCAAAGUGGCUGCAUGUGGAGUCUGAGCUGCUGAGAGAGAGGGCUAUAUUCGGCCCCGGCCCUGGGGUGCUACUGAGGCGAGAUUGGGUGCAAGAUGAAGCCGAGGGACCCAACAGGACCAGAUUACGCAUCCGUAGAAAAGCUCUGAGGCGAUCUAAACGGCAGGCUCUGGGAACGCUGUGUCUGAGUUUAGGGACCGGACUAUCUGAGGAGAACAAAAACAAAACAGAAGGUGAUGCAGAGCCCAAGAUCCUGUGUGAAGUAGGAGCAGAGGCCGUGGAGGAUGAAGAGGAGGGAGGACAGGAUUGUGACCACUUGACCUUCUUCCCUGUUCUGAAUGAGACUCCUGCUGCCACGGAGAGUCACCCUAAAUCUCCUGAAUCGUGCUCUCAAACAUCAAACUGCCAGAAUAUACGCAUCAUCCUGCAGGAGCUGGACCCUGGAGAGGAGGUAAAGGCUAAGAUGUGUGUAGUGAUGGUGAGCGGUCUCAGAGUGUCAGAGGCGGUGCUGCUGUUUGGGAAGGAGAGCCUGCUCCUGUGUGACGGAUUCACUCUCAGUGCUGCUGGAGAUGUUUGUUGCAGGGAACACCAUCCCAGCAGUGUGAGGGACUCCUUUAUUUCCUCCAUGCUGAACAAAGAGCAGCCGCCAGCCAGGUGUCGACACUGGCCCUAUGAGGACAUCAAGGAGGCCCGCUUCAUGCGUUUCCUUUUAGAGGAUAAUGCCAUCGAGGUGUUCAUGAAAAACGGACAUUCAGCCUUCCUGGUGUUUGUGAACAGAGACCAAGUCUCUGCAUAUAAGAGGUUUUGCAUGGUGGUGCCAGCAUUAAAAGGAAGAGGGGUUGCUGAGGUCCUUGCAAAUGCCAGGAAGACUCCUGUGGUUGAGAAGACAGCUCUUAUUAAAUGGCAGAGAGGGGAAAUAAGCAACUUUGAGUACCUGAUGCAUCUGAACACCAUCGCUGGGAGGACAUACAAUGACCUGAUGCAGUACCCGGUCUUUCCCUGGGUCCUAGCUGACUACCAGGCAGAGACGAUCGAUCUAUCAAAUCCUGCAACUUUCCGUGACCUCUCUAAACCGAUGGGAGCUCAGACGGAGAAGAGGAAACAAAUGUUCAUCCAGAGAUAUGAAGAAGUGGAGAACACUGAGUGUGAGGGAGAUCUGCCCUCACGCUGCCACUACUGUACGCACUACUCCUCCGCCAUCAUUGUGGCCUCCUUUCUCGUCAGGAUGGAGCCGUUUUCACACACCUUCCAGACACUGCAGGGAGGGUUUGAUAUCCCAGAGCGGAUGUUUUACAGCGUGAAGAAGGAGUGGGAGUCGGCCUCCAGGGACAACAUGAGUGACGUCAGAGAGCUGAUCCCAGAGUUCUUCUACCUGCCGGACUUCCUGCUCAACUCCAACCACAUCCAGCUGGGCUGCAUGGAGGAUGGAACCACUCUGGGAGAUGUGGAGCUGCCUCCAUGGGCGAAAGGUGACGCCCAAGAGUUCAUUAGAGUCCAUCGAGAGGCCUUGGAAAGCGACUAUGUGAGCUCCAACCUCCACCUGUGGAUCGACCUAAUUUUCGGGCACCGCCAACAAGGCCCUGCUGCUGUGGAGAGUGUCAACACAUACCAUCCUUACUUUUAUGCUCAGAGUGGCAGAAAGGAUGUUAAAGACCCCGUCAUCAAGAGCACAAUCUUGGGAUAUGUCAGCAACUUUGGUCAGGUUCCCAAACAGCUUUUCACCAAGCCACAUCCAACCCGCAGUGGCUCAAAGAAAGAUGGUUCAUCACCACAACAUCCAACUCCAUUUUUCUUCAAACUGGAUAAGAUGAGGACCACAGCUCAGCCAUUCAGAGAGCUGCAGAGAGGCCCUGUAGGUCAGAUUCUGUGUCUGGAAAAAGAGGUGGUGGUCCUGGAGAGAAACCGCCUCCUCCUGUCGCAUCAGUCAAUCUGCUUCUUCAGCUGGGGCUUCCCUGACAACAGCUGUGCGUUUGGAAACUAUGUUACAGAAAAGAUCUUUGCUGUGUGUGAGAGUCUGUGUGACUGGGGAGAGACAUUAUGUGCCGCCUGCCCCAACCCGACGACCAUCAUCUCUGCAGGAAGCAGCGGUGUGGUGUGUGUGUGGGAAGUGGAAGUCAACAAAGACAAACUCACUCACAUGAAACUCCGACAGCCGUUAUACGGUCACACAGAUUCAGUGACGUGCCUGGCUGUGUCUGAAGUCCACAGUCUGAUAGUGAGCGGCUCACAUGACCUCACCUGUAUCCUGUGGGACAUGGAGGAGCUGAGCUACGUCACUCAGCUAACAGGACACACAAGCAGCAUCUCUGCGCUGGCUAUCAACGACCUCACUGGUGAGAUUGCGUCAUGUGCAGGGCCCUUGCUCUACCUGUGGACCAUGAAGGGUCAGCUGUUGACCUGCACUGACACUUCCUGCGGGCCUCAGCCAGACGUCCUGUGUGUCACUUUCACACAGCGGCACGAGUGGGAUUCCAGGAACGUUAUCGUCACUGGCUGUGCAGACGGCAUCAUACGAAUAUGGAAGACAGAGUACACAAGAACACAAUUACCUGGCCCUCCAGAAGCGCCUGUGUCCCCAGGGCAAGACCGAGCAGAGAGAGACGUGAGCAGUUCAUGCCAUGUUAGUGGCUGGGAGAGACAUCUGGUGUUGUGUCAAGAGCUGAACAGAAGUCAAGCUUCAUCACAACGACGCUUCAAGAAUAAUCCGGCCAUCACAGCGCUGGCCUUGUCCAGGAGCCAUGCCACUCUGCUAGCGGGCGAUGCCUGGGGCCGAGUUUUCACCUGGACCUGUGAGUGAGAGGUGUCGCACAAUGAGUGCAAUCAUGCCCCCGGACAACAUCUCUACACACACUUUAAUCUCCCGGACAGACUCUGACAGAAAAUCAUUUGAGCCUCAGGUUUGACACCAGCGGAGUGCUGAGAUCGCUGUGUGUCAGUUCAGGUCUGUGUGUGCAAUCAGAGAGGACGAUGUUACAUUAUUUGGUACAUUAAGUCUCAGACGGUAUAGGAUACUUUACCUCCUGCAUAAAUAUUUAAUUCUGUAUUUUUCUUUGUAAAUAAUGAACAAAUGCAAAAAAAAAAAGGAUUAAACUACUGACAGACAUUUUCUAAA
Molecule: messenger RNA, 10525 nt
Organism: Notolabrus celidotus (New Zealand spotty)
Lineage: Eukaryota; Metazoa; Chordata; Actinopteri; Labriformes; Labridae
Gene: wdfy4
Product: WDFY family member 4
Exons: 66
Coding region: 506-10210 (3234 amino acids)
Molecular function (GO): protein binding
Source: RefSeq, a predicted model, not a curated record